UACAAAGUCGCAUAGUUCCCGCAGGUUGUUGCUCUGAUCCACUCACUCACCCUCGCAUUUUUCUCACUGAAAUUCUCAAAUGGCUUCUUCUCUGAUUCGUAGGACCAUCACCACCAACAUCAAAAAGCUCCCAUUGUUAUCUUCUCCGAUCUGCAAUAACAACUGGGUAUCUCACCAUUCCUCCAUCCACAAAGCUAUGGCCGUUUCCUUUCAUUCCGAAGCUGUUGCUGGUGGUGGCGCAGGGCUACCAUCGUACAUGCGUGGAGCUGUGUUUUGGGAACCCAACAAGCCUCUCACCAUCGAAGAAUUCCACAUGCCUCGUCCCAAGGCUGGUGAAGUUCUCAUCAAAACCAAGGCAUGUGGAGUAUGCCACUCUGAUCUACAUGUCAUGAAAGGUGAAAUUCCGUUUGCUAGUCCUUGUGUUGUGGGGCAUGAGAUUACUGGUGAAGUCGUUGAACAUGGGGCUCUCUCUGAUGGAACAAUCAUAGCAAGGCUGCCAGUUGGAUCUCGAGUUAUUGGAGCCUUCAUCAUGCCUUGUGGCAAUUGCUCCUACUGUUCUAAGGGCCAUGAUGAUCUAUGUGAAGCUUUCUUUGCUCAUAAUCGGGCACAUGGUACCCUCUACGAUGGUGAAACACGGCUCUUUCUUCGGAGCAGUGGAAAGCCAAUAUUCAUGUAUAGUAUGGGAGGUCUUGCUGAAUACUGUGUUGUGCCAGCAAAUGCAUUGGCUGUAUUACCACACUCAAUGCCAUAUAUCGAGUCUUCAGUUCUAGGAUGUGCUGUUUUUACUGCUUAUGGUGCUAUGGCUCAUGGGGCUAACGUGCGUCCGGGUGAUUCCGUUGCUGUUAUUGGAACUGGGGGUGUUGGUUCUAGUUGCUUGCAGAUAGCUAGAGCAUUUGGCGCUUCAGAUAUAAUUGCUGUGGAUAUUCAGGAUGAAAAGCUACAGAAAGCAAAGACGUUGGGUGCUACUCACACUAUAAAUUCAGCAAAGGAAGAUCCCAUUCAAAAGAUAAUUGAAAUUACUGGUGGAAAGGGUGUUGACGUUGCUGUGGAAGCCUUGGGGAGAUCACAGACAUUUUCUCAGUGUGUACAGAGUGUGAAAGAUGGAGGAAAAGCUGUGAUGAUUGGACUGGCACAAGCUGGUACCCUUGGAGAGGUGGAUAUAAAUCGGCUUGUUCGUAGAAAGAUACAAGUUAUUGGCUCCUAUGGAGGCAGGGCGAGGCAAGAUCUUCCUAAGUUGAUUAGAUUGGCAGAAACAGGUAUCUUCAAUCUUGACAAUGCUGUUUCCAGAAGAUACUCUUUUGAGGAUGCAGGCAAAGCAUUCCAAGAUCUCAACGAAGGGAAAAUUGUCGGCCGAGCUGUGAUUGAGAUAUAGGUCUAUAAUCCAAGCAAUGCUGUUCUGCGGUGACAACUCGGCUUCUCACACACCUUACAAGGUAUAUAUGGUCUGGAGUUGCACCAUGUUGGUGCCCUGAGAACACAUGUAAAGGUCUUCUGAUGAGUUAUGUUGUCCUAAUAAAAGAACUAAUUGCAAGGACUUGUUCCAAUAAAAUCUUUCUUUUCUUUGUGCA
Lotus japonicus is the source of this 1568-nucleotide messenger RNA. RefSeq lists its product as uncharacterized. The transcript has 8 exons. The record is from RefSeq and is a predicted model, not a curated record. The coding region runs from base 80 to 1372 and encodes 430 amino acids. Gene Ontology annotation, molecular function: oxidoreductase activity; zinc ion binding. NCBI's taxonomy places the organism in Eukaryota, Viridiplantae, Streptophyta, Magnoliopsida, Fabales, Fabaceae.